This is a messenger RNA of Gigantopelta aegis, 8744 nucleotides long. RefSeq names its product E3 SUMO-protein ligase PIAS2-like. Lineage: Eukaryota; Metazoa; Mollusca; Gastropoda; Neomphalida; Peltospiridae. Gene Ontology annotation, molecular function: zinc ion binding; SUMO ligase activity; transcription coregulator activity. The transcript is spliced from 13 exons. Bases 2 to 1843 code for a protein of 613 amino acids. The record is from RefSeq and is a predicted model, not a curated record. Gene Ontology annotation, biological process: protein sumoylation; regulation of transcription by RNA polymerase II.
AAUGGCAGACGCCGCAGAUUUGAAGCAUAUGGUGAUGAGUUUCCGUGUUUCCGAACUACAAGUCCUGUUAGGGUUUGCAGGAAGGAACAAAAGUGGAAGAAAACAGGAACUGUUACAGAGGGCGCUACAGUUAGUUCAGAAGGGAACAACAAUGCCUGUACAAAUCAAAAUUAGAGAACUUUACAGACAAAUCUUCAACUCAGCAAAUUUAAACAAGAGACGCACAAUAUAUCCAGGAAGCACGAGUCCAUCUCAGGCAAUUCCUGAUCCCCAGCCUCAACCCCCAGGUGCGAUUGACUACAGUAACAAGAUUUUGUCAAGUCAUUCUGCUUCAUCCAUAGGCAUACCUGUACAUCCCGAUGUUCGGUUCAAACAUCUUCCAUUCUAUGAUGUUCUCGGAGAACUCAUGAAGCCCACUAGUCUUGUUCCAAAGAACAACAGCAGAUUCCAAGAGUCCUACUUCGUUUUUCACCUCACACCACAGCAGGCACAAGAUAUUGCAAUGUCACGAGAUUUUCGUCCAGGAGCGCGGUGUGAAUAUACGGUUCAGGUGCAGUUAAGGUUUUGUUUGCUUGAAACUAGUUGUGAGCAAGAUGACAACUUCCCGCCAAGCAUAUGUGUCCGAGUAAAUGGAAAGAUGGCUCCUUUGCCGAAUCCUUUACCAACCUCUAAGCCAGGCGUUGAGCCAAAGAGACCAGGAAGACCGGUUGAUAUUACCUCCCUUUGUAGACUUUCUCCAACAAUUUCUAAUCAGCUGGAUGUUUCGUGGGCCUCGGAAUAUGCGCGGGGUUACUGUUUGUCAGUAUACUUGGUGAGAAGAUUGACGUCAGACAUACUUUUCCAUCGGUUAAAACAGUUCGGAAAUAGACAUCCAGACCACACUAAAGCAUUGAUCAAAGAAAAAUUGACUCAAGAUCCAGACAGUGAAAUAGCGACAACUAGUCUACGCGUGUCUUUAAUAUGUCCGCUUGGGAAAAUGAAACUUUCCAUUCCAUGUCGACCAAGUACGUGUACACAUUUGCAGUGUUUUGAUGCACAGACGUUUCUGAUGAUGAAUGAGAAGAAACCCACGUGGAUUUGUCCAGUUUGUGAUAAGGCAGCACCAUUUGACAAGCUCAUGAUUGAUGGGUAUUUUGUGGACAUCUUGCGCAAUUCUAUAAGCUCCGACAUUCAGUUCCAUGAAGACGGCAGUUGGAGCCCACUGAAGCAGAACAAGGAAACUCAUUUAAUCUCCAGUCCCGUCGUCAAACCUCAGCAUUCAUCAACUAGUCAGUCCACAGAUGUAUCACCACCCAAAAAGCCUCAUGCUGAUGUUAUAGAUCUCACAAUAUCCGACGACGAUGACGACGAACCUCCGAGGUCAAGCAGUCGACCUUCUGGUCUUGGGUGCGUGAGUCCCGGGGUGAUAAAUCUCGACACACCCACGCCGCCGCAUGCCAGCUGUAGCCGGUCCAUCUCGAACAGCCCCGCCACCGUCGUACUGUCCAACCCUUCCAGUCAGACUGGGUCGCAGUCGCCCAUGAGCUCGCCCCAGCCUUCGUUAUCGCCUGUUUCUCCUCGGGUGUCUUUCUCUCCGCACCCCACCACAUCAGCCACAGGCCUCCCACCCCCACCACUCCCGAUACUCGCCCAUGUGUCGGUUCCUCCCCCUUUGAACAUGUUCCCGGGUAUUGUCUCCAGUGCCCUCUCGACCGCACCAAGUACAGUAUCUCUGACUCCCAACCCACUCCCGCCUGCCCCGACCUCAGCUCAGGCCUUGGCCAACCAGUCUUUAGCCACGUUAAAUUUGGAUGCUUUAUCGGACCGAGAGUUUGAGGAAUUUCUACAAGGUUUAUCAUGGUGAUUCACAUAGAAAUACUGUUAGGUGCUUGUUUGGUUUUUUCAGGUUGGGGGGUGGGGGGGGGAUUUAUUCCUGAAAUGUAUGUGACCAUUUUAGGUAAUAAGAAAAGUGAAUAGUGGAUCUAUGGUUAAAGAACUGAGAAUUACCAGCAUGUGAAAGAUUACAAAUACUGCAAUAUAAUGACGAAUAACGAAUUGUAAUUUGUUACAAUGACCAAAAAAAAAGUGCUGUUAUGUUUGACAUGAAAAGAAGGAUGCUUUGUCCAAAACUAGACAAAUAUAUAAAUCCCAAAGGAUUUACAGGCAACAUUAUCUUUCUGUUGAAAUGUUUACAAACAAAUGUUGCCAUAGAUUACCGUGUCCCUGUAGGUGGGGAACCAAGGUAUUUUUGCGGGCCAACCAGAGCUUGACAACUGAUUGUCUGUGAUAGGUUUCUCCUUACUAGUGGGAUAGUACAGAUAAAAUAUUCUCUGUUGCUUCUUGGAAGAACUAGUGGUGCAAACAACUUUUUGUAGAUUUUUUUUCUCUCUUUUUUUUAGCAGUUUUAAGUCUGUUUUUAACGUGCUGAGGUGUCCUUAACUGUUCAUUCCUUUCUCUGUGAUUUAUUUAUCCCUAUAUUCAAUAGAUGUAAUUGGGCAGGACAACACCUUCCAUAGUAAUUUAUUCCUAUAUUCAUUAUUCUUCAUUGGGCAGGCUAAUAACUUUCAUCUUGAUUUAUUCCUGUAUUCAGUAUACUUCAUUGGGCAGGCCAACAAUUCCAUAGUGAUUUAUCACCAUAUUUAACAAGACUUCAUUGGGCGGGCCAACAGUUCCAUAGUGAUUUAUUACCAUAUUUAACAAGACUUCAUUGGGCGGGCCAACAGUUCCAUAGUGAUUUAUCCCCAUAUUUAACAAGACUUCAUUGAUCUGGUCAACAACUUUCAAAGUGAUUUAUUCUCAUAUGUAACGGCCAACAACUUUCAUAUAUUAAAGGUACAUGGUCCUCUGAAAAACAAUUGUAUGGUAAUUUAGGUUGAAUACUGGAGCUACUUGCUUAGAAUAUUAAUUUUUAUUCAUCCUGUGUGGGUUGUUUUUUUGUUUGUUGUCCUAAUGUCUAUCAAAGCUAAAAAUAGUGUUGUGGUUAUGACCAUUUUGGCAUGCACCAGAAUUUUGAAUAUGUUGGGUUCAUAUCCCCAGGGCACAGUAUUUCAUGAGAACCAUUGCUCUGUUCGCGUGUCAGUUAUGCAACUUUAAAAUUAAAAGAAUUGCCAAUUUGUUACGUGGUGAACAAUUACAUUCUCAAAUUAAAAAUGCCAUAUAUCAGUAAGGAAAGUGAAAAUCAGUUUGUUUUUAAAUAUAUUUGAACCACCAAUGUAGCACAGAACCAUGGUUACAAAAACUUUUUCACGUAACUGAACAAUUGGUUAUCUAAGUAAAACGCACGUUACGGUUACCUAAGAUUUUGAAAUAUUAUCCCCUGUAUUCCAGUGAAUUGUUAGAACCUUAGCAUUUACAGAUCUUCAGAUAAAAUUUGAAAAGUGCCAGUUAAUUUGAAGGUGGUUACACAGUAAUAAAAAUCACAUAAUUACAUGUGAAAACAAUUACUCCAAGCAAGAAAUUUAGUCUUAGACAGAAGUAACAGCCUCUGAGACUUGAACAUUUGUGUAAAUCAUUUACGAGUUAUGCAAAAACAAAUCCAGGUAACUGUCUUCAUUUUGGUAUAACCGGUCACGACUGUAAAUGAUGUCCUUAAUUUAAUAUGCAAACGGAAAAUGGGUUACUCAAAAUUAAGACAUGAAAGAACGGAACUGAUUCUAUAAAUUUUCAGAGACCGGCAUUACAAAGGAUCAAGUACCUUUAAUAUUUGUUUAAUUUUCUCCAAACACGAACAGAAUAAAAUAAACAAAUCGACAUUAUUAAAACAGGCCAUAGAAUUUCAAAUUUUAUGGGAAAGACUUUUACGGUUCAGUGGCUUGUGAUCAUGGAUACUCGUCGGAAACUGUUUUUAGGUUCUGAUCAAUAGUCGUACUCGAUAUAAUAAUCAUGGAAAACAAAAAUUUUGUUGUGUGAUUUUACCCACACAGUACCAACACGUUGCUGGAAACUAUCGUUUUCAUAAAAUCCGAAGGUCUUAAAAAUCUUGCCACUAUUGCAAACAAAAUUAAGUAGAUGGGAAGUUUUAAAUUUUGUUUUUAUAAGGUGAAAUAUAUAAACAUUCUAGCACUGAACUAUUUUUGUCCUGGAAGAUUAUAUAAAAUAAUGAAUAUGCUUGCCCAUGAUGUUGAAAAAUGAUUGUAAUUUGUAUUUCUUAUUGGUUUCCGGGAUGUGCAUUUAGCAAACUAUAUUCAGAAAGUUUAUGAUGCGAGCCAUUAUGUGGGUGCUUUUUGGGGGCAUGUUUGGGUUGUAAUUAACAUUCUGAAGCUGUAUGGCUGAGUAGUUAUUUUAUAUUGUUACUGAUGGCAGUUGUUGCACAAUUACAGUUUAAAGACCAGCAGUUCACAUUACACUUGCAGAUAAUGGUUUAGUUGUAUCUCAACAUUUCCUUUGCACUGGGUUACAGUAUGUUACGUAUAACCCUUACAUCAAAAUUACAGUUGCAUGCAAGUUGUAACAGUUGUUUACAUCAGUUUCAUAUUACUAACUUGCAUGUUACAUGCAAAUUGUUUUAUAUUGCAAUUGCAUGUGAUCGUUUCUAUACAGACACACUACCUACUUAACAUCAGACACCUGCAACCAUUGCACAUUACAGUGAAACAAAACUUCUAAUUAUUAUUGGUUAGAUGUAUACUGAUGGAAAAAAAUGAGGGAUCACACAAAUAGGAACGGCAAAUUGUGAUUGUCCAUAGUGUCAAAAUGUGAUCAUGUUACUGGCAGUCAGUCCCAUAUUACAACUUUUGUGUAAAAUAUACUAGUAGUAAAGUAGAUGGGGCAGAGUUCAGCCAGGCUGAGCAGAAAAACGUCCACUAGACUGGUUUAUGCGCUUCACUUUAAACCGAAUGACCACUUCAGGAACUAGUCAAAAUAGUUUGCAAACUUUAGCGAAAAACAGCUGGCUGAACUUAGGGUAGGUUUGCAGUUCAUGCGUUCCCUUAUUUCUUUCCAACAGCAUACUUAAGAAUAACAAGUAACACAAGGUGUACAUUAAUUAAUAAAGUUGUCGGUUUGAUUUAAUUUAGUAUUAUUCAUCAGGUAAAGAUGUAAGUUCUGAACUUUGUUGGACCAAAGAUGUGAUAAUGUUUGAUCAUAUAUGAUAUUUUAGUCAUAUUUCUUCUUCUUUUUUUCAUUUCAUUUUGAAGUCUAAUAUUAAUUUGUGUGAUUGGUAUUUUUUAGGUGUUGGUUAUUUAAGUAACCCAUUUGAAGUUGGUGGGUGGGGGUUGAGUUAGCUUUACUCGUCAUUCUUUUCUAUACUUUUGGUAGCCCCAAAUAAUAAGCAAUAACCAGAGAACCACAAUACUGAAAAGUGACGAAAAAAUAAAUAAAUGGCUAUACUUAGUAUGACACGUUGUCUGUACAUGUAUAUUGUUUAUUUUAUAAAUCCAUAGCCAAGAAUGCAAAUAUGUGUAUUAUUUGCAUGGCUUAAGACGAACGACUUGAAUUCCACAUUUUGUUUUUGUUACGUUAGUAUUGUUAUUUUGAACAUCCAUGCCUGUGGAAUGCCUUGUUUAUGUCAGUUGUCAUUUUUGUGUUCAACGACGGCGAACAAUGCUAAUAUUUGCAUAUAAUUUGUCUGGUUUUCAUUGCAUGGAUUUGGUUUAACCUUGAUAACUAUUGUGAGUCAUGUCCAACACAAUCAGUAUUUCAACAAGUGAAGUCUACAGUCACAUCACGAAUGGUUUGGUAUGAAUUGUAGAUUUCACAAGAUUCAAGAUAUUAUUUUAUUUGUUGUUCGUAAUGAAAUAUAGUAUAAACAUUUACAUUUUGAGUUACUGGGUUGAUGCGUAAUGAUCAGGCAGUAAUUUUUUGGUGUUAUGCUCACUUUAAAUAAUAAAUUUCCAGUUAAUAGGUCUUUGAUGACCAUAAAACAUGUGAAGAAAAACAGCAAAAUUAUCACACCAAUAAUCAUGUAGUCACCUGUUGGUGUGUUAUGCAGUUAAGCAUACUAUAGUUAAUUUCCUGUUGACAGAAUUACUUUAAAAAAGCUCUUGAUAUUUGCAAGUAUUUUUAUUAGGAAAUAAAAAAUGUAAUUGGGAUUUUAAUUUCAAGAGAAAACUAUAUUUUACGGUCAUUUAAUUUGCAAUGAUUUGUUGUUGAAUGGAUUUAUUUUUUAUAUUUAAAAAAAUAACAUCCCCACUUUUUGAUGUUGACUAGCGGAAAAAAGUAUAAUGCAGAAAUUUCAAUUUUGUUCAAAACCAAUUUAUUAUGCUGUGUUGACAGCAAUAUCUUAGUGUACUGUACAUGUUAAAAAUGAUGGUUGAUUGGCCCAUCAUUUUCUUUUCCCACAGCCCAUUUGUUUGUGGGGUUUUUUUUGUCUAGGAUGAAAUACACUUUUCUUUAAGUGAGAUUUCCUUUUUAAGCUCUUCUACUGGUGAACUUGUUAGUAUGACCACUGUUGACUUUCUCGGAGACGGUCCAAUAUUGAAUAGUUCAUGGAAUUGCAGUUGGGGGACAUAAAAAGUGUUGGGGAAAAGAAACUUACGGAAAAUUAUGAAUGUGUGUUUUAGCCUAUAGAUUUCUAGGUGUGACAGAAGAAGAUGAUGGGCCAGUGAAUCACCAUUUUUAGAUAUGAAUAGUACCUCGAUGGUAUUACAUUUAAUGACAUUAAUUUUUAUACCAUGCAUCAUUUUAAAAGUAAGCAUUGUUAUCAAAUGAAUUUUUUUUAUCGGUACACAUUAUAAACUAGUAUUGAGCAAAAUUUCAAUAUUCUACUUUUAAAAUCUUCAUACUAUUUUCCUAUUCAGCUUAAAAAAGGGACUUUUUCUUAAUUUUUUUCAAAAGUAAACCGAUAUAUGAAUUAGGUAUGAUUUAAUACUUUCUCAUAUGUGAAGAAAUUGCCUUUUUGAUUUCUUUUGUCAUAACAAAUGUAUCAUGACUUUAAAUAUUGAUUUAGCUUCUUCAAGGUCAGGAUCUUGACCUUGACAGUUAACUUCACAUACUUCAUAAUGAAGGCAUUGUUAGUGGAAUACCCACAAUAUGAAUUGUUUGUAUCAUACCAUAUUAGUUGAAAUAAAAUAAUCUCAGGAAUUGUUUAUAAGAUAGGUGAUUGAUUGUUGGUGAUGCUUUGUGUCCUAAAAUGUUAUUGAUAGCUCUGUAUGUGGAAGAGAAAAAUAAUUUUUAUAAUAAGAAAAAGUGCAUGUGUUUGUGUGUGCUUGUGAAAAAGUAAGAGAACAAUAAUGCUGAAAAAAUUGAUAGUGUAUUUGUUUAAAGACUUUUUCUCUCUCUCUUUGUUUUAUUUCUUUGUAAAAGUGCUGUAGCUUUUUUGUGUGCAUGUGUGAGACUGAAAUGAAAGAUGCUGCCAAUAGAAAUACAUGAGAAACUUAAUUGAUUAUUUUUUUCUGUACCACAGUGAAGUAGAGGUGUAAUGACACAGGUGAAUUAUGAUGUCAUGUCUCGUGACACUUAAAAGGGUAGGGAUUAACAGUCAUUGCUACGAACAAAAUCAAGCUGAGCUGAAGAUUACUCUCCUGAAAUGGUGCUAGGCGAGCAGUCGCAUAAACUUUAAAAUGUAAAAAUAUUGCAAGGUGAUCAAUUUGUCUCACUCCUAAAACUUUCCAAGCAAGUAUGAAGAGGAGCGGUAGUGAUCACUUGCAUUUCCUAGCAAAGAAUAUGGGAACUAUGAUUUCAUUCCUCAGGAUGUUCACAAGUUUAAGUUGUCAGUGUGUGUGUGUGUGUGUGUGUGUGUGUGUGUGUGUGUGUAUAUAUAUGUAUGUGUGUAUAUAUAUAUAUAUAUAUAUAUAUAUAUCAAUACAUUUGCCCUAAAUCGGUGCAUGAUGUUAUGAACCAUGUAUCGUGAUAGGAUAAUGCACCAUCAUAUCGUUACAGCUCUACAGUGAAGGGUCUAAUAAUAGAAGCAGUGGUUUUGUAUACAUGUGUUCUGUGAUGCUGCAGUAUGUUUUUUUUAUUUUUUUAUUAGCUGUUGUCUGUGUGACAUAGAAUCUCUUGGAUGUCAAUUAAAAUAGGACAUGGAAACUUCAUUAAUUCAUAUUACUUAGAGCAAGGCAUGCCUAAACAGAAUCAUUUUUGUUGCAACAUUUCAAUAGCUGAUGAUUAAUAAAUGAAUGUGCUCUGGUGGUGUUGAACAAAACAAACUUCAAACUUUGGAACAUUUCGUCGAGAACAUUUAUUAGUAGUAACCUCCAAAUCUAGAUACAGUAAUAACUGACACAAGUUAUGUUUGAGAAAAAAGUAAGACUUUGGUAGAACUUCAUCAUCGUUAUUAAACAAAACCGUAGUCCAGUUUAAUAUUUAAACAGUUGGGGCUCCCUACCAUUAUUAAUCCGAUUUACUUCCCCCUUCUCCCUUAAACAGGACAGUUCAUACCAUGGCUUUUGAUGUAUCAGUCACGACACAUGGUUUGGGUGCUUUGAGAAUGAUUAAAGGUACGGCUAACUGCACACCUUACGCAAGCACUGACGCUGAGCUAUUUUAACCUAAAAUUGUCAGAAUUGAAAGCAUGAAAAUUAAGCAGAUAGUUUAACCUUACUUAACAAAUUAAUUUCUUAUUAUGGUAACAAAAAAUGUUUGGUAUAAAGAUGAUUCUGUUUAGAUAGCAUUUCUGAAGUUGAAAGGUUGAAUGUUGACUGCUUAGUUGCUUCCAAGUUGUCAAAACUAUGAAUGAGGAAAAUAGUUGAGUUAAGGCAUGUUAAGUGUUGUAUAUACUUUUUAUGUAUUUUUGAACACCAGACAUCAUGUUAAUGUACAGUCACUUAUUGAAUAUGUGUGUACAAAAAUGUACAGAAAAAACAUGUUAAAUUAAAUAUUUCUAAAUG